CUCAUCUUUCUCGUACCCUUCAUCUGCAAGCUUUUUUCUUUUUUCUCUCUCUCCUUCAUCGGCGACGUCUUCACAAUUUCUCAUCUUCGUCGGUGGCAUCUCCACGGCCUCUCAUCUCGUUCGCUCAUCUUCAUCUUUCAUCUCUCCUCUGUUCCAGAAUUUCUAUUAUAUCACAUCCAUGGAUUACUCCAUGUUUAUUUUCAUCUCGAGCUCAUUCAAUCUGAAAAUUCUGAAAAUAUCUUAUGCUCCCCAUGGAUGGGUGGUUUCUCGCUGCUUCCAUGUCUCGCACAUCUUGCCAAAAACUACUCUGUCCCAGGAGUAUAUAAUUUUCACAUGAAUGUCGAUCUGACGAAUUUCCUCCGGACCCAGAAGAAGACCCACCUAGCGAUGAUGAGGACAAUCUUGAAUGAGAUAAUUUUCAGACAUAAGAUCAACAGAGGGAAAAGGCCAAAGAAUGGAGGAUGAAUCUUACUACUCAAAUGUGGGCAGCCGCAGAAAAUGAAUAAUUUUGAUCCAUAGUUCAGUAGCACAAGACUUUUGUUCCCAUUUUGUGCACUGAUGACAUUUUUUUCUUAUAUUUUUUAAUGCUUAUGCUUGACCUCAUUCAGAAUAAAGAACAUUAGCUAUUAUAUUUGUCAUAUUUUCUAUGGAGCGAUUCUUAUUUAUUAAAGUCUGGUUUGCUUUGUUAAA
This is a messenger RNA of Cuscuta epithymum, 690 nucleotides long. Lineage: Eukaryota; Viridiplantae; Streptophyta; Magnoliopsida; Solanales; Convolvulaceae. The record is from the annotation of a GenBank genome assembly.